This is a messenger RNA of Venturia canescens, 2040 nucleotides long. It is a transcript of the gene ohgt, whose product is annotated as protein cereblon-like. The transcript is spliced from 7 exons. Lineage: Eukaryota; Metazoa; Arthropoda; Insecta; Hymenoptera; Ichneumonidae. Bases 174 to 1517 code for a protein of 447 amino acids. Gene Ontology annotation, cellular component: Cul4A-RING E3 ubiquitin ligase complex. Gene Ontology annotation, biological process: protein ubiquitination. The record is from RefSeq and is a predicted model, not a curated record.
AGUAGUAAGGGCAGUAACUGCGAUGUCCGCCGUCGUCCGUCUAUAUACUUUCACUUUCUAAUCAUUUCAUCGUAAUUUAAUUGCCGUUUGAGUUGUAUGUAGAUCAUACGUAUGUCAGUAUUCAAUCAAACAAAUACAAUAAAAAGCAACAAAGUUAUCGUUCAAUAAUAGCUAUGGACAUCGAAUCAUCGGAAGAAUCUGAGGAUGUUAAUGCCGAUGCAACAACUGAUGAGAAUGAAUCUGGUGCUAGUAAACCAUUUGACCCAGCCUUAACAACCACACAUUCUUAUUUAGGUAACGACCUGGAAAUCCUACGUGGUAGAACUCUACUGGACAAUGGAGUUUGCUUGAACUUGCCAAUUCUCUUUGAAAAGUCAAUGAUACUUUUUCCAGAACAAACUCUCCCUAUGUUUGAAAAAAAUACACAGAUUGUUAACAUGCUUCGCACCUGCAUCGAGAAAGACAGAACGUUUGGAGUUGUACGUGCUGGCAAGAAAAAAGAUCCACUCAUUGGUACCACUGCUGAAAUAUAUGAAUAUUCAGACAGUGAUUCCGGAUGUUUCUGUAUCAAAGCCAGAGGAAGACAAAGAUUCAAGGUUCUCAAAUUCAAGAAGACACAAGGUCAAAUACUCGCAGAUGUUAAAAUACUGCCAGAGGUAAUCCUCGGGCCACCCUUACACGAAGAACGAUUAGUUUCGCUUGAUCGUCUGCGGAAAAUUCCUGUAAAUGAGAAGGAGGCCAGUGAACAAGAGUACAGGGUAUCGAGACAGGAUUCAGCAGUUACACCCUGGCCAUCUUGGGUAUAUCGACAGUAUGACGUCAGACUGCUCACCAUGAAGAUACACGAGCAUCUACGUUUCAUCGUAUCCAAAGGCAGCGUUAUACCGAAGGAACCAGUAGAAUUGUCAUUCUGGCUCGCCCAAAAUCUUUUUGUAAGCAAUGCGGCCAAAAUUGCUCUGCUGCAAGACGAUUGUGCGAUUUCACGAUUGCAAUAUGCGGCCAAAGCUCUAUCCACACUUGGUAGGAAAUCUUUUGUGUGCGCUAUUUGUCGUCAGGCUAUUGGCAAACAUACAGAUAUUGUACCAAUGAAUAAAAAAGGAUUACAAGAAGCAUAUUGUAAUCCAUACGGAGCAAUUCAUGAAACGGUGACUCUGUCCAACACGACAAAUGUCGUUUUAAGUGUUGAUCCACCAUCAACGGUUUGCAGCUGGUUUCCUGGUUACGCGUGGACAAUCGCCAGUUGUGCGGGCUGCAAUUCCCACAUUGGCUGGAAAUUUACAGCGGUCAACAAAGAUCUAAAACCCCGCCAAUUUUGGGGAUUAACACGAAAAAACCUUCUACUCAAAUAUGCUUUUAUGAGCACUGAUGAAACAAAUUCUUUAGCCGCUGAAAGUGAUGGGGGCGAAGAUGUCCGGUCUCAUCUGUCUAGUGAAUCUGACAAUGAUGACGACGACGACGACGAUGAUGACGAAGAUGCUCGGCAAAUUAUACGUUAUCGUCUAGACCUAGGUCUAUGAGAGUCUAAGACACAAGAGAAGAAGCUUGAAAAUAUUGAUUUUUUAUCAUGAUAAAAAUUUUUUAAUUAAAAAUUUGAACGAGUGAUGAUUUUAAUCAGAAUCCUAAAUAACUAGUACUGAUUGAGUUUCCUGACCAGUAGCGUUCUCAUGUUAGUGAAUAGUUGACAAAAAGACUAAAAAACGCUUUAAGUUUCAUUUCCAUUACUCAAGAUUUUUAAAAGUGGGCUAAUGAAUCAAUUGCCAAAAUGAAGUAUUGUCAAGUUUUUCUUACGUGUGUGAAUGUUCAGUUCAUAGUACACUAUACGUGCUAAUGUGCUUAUACACGUGUAGCGUAUAUGUUAGAGGAAAAAAGAAUUAUGUUGUCAAAUAUAUUCAUCGGACGCGUAUACAAUUAGAAUGUUCAUUUGUAUUUGGAAGCCAGUAAAAUUGGUAUCGGAAGAACUGUGUGUAUAGAGUAACUGCUCGUUUUUCAAUUUCAGUGGAAAAUCAUCAUGAAUUGAAAAAUACAUACCCCUUCCAAGAA